Molecule: messenger RNA, 3481 nt
Organism: Coregonus sp. 'balchen'
Lineage: Eukaryota; Metazoa; Chordata; Actinopteri; Salmoniformes; Salmonidae
Source: the annotation of a GenBank genome assembly
UGGGGUCAGUUUUGUUUCCGCGGAUCCGCCAUUUCAUUUUUUGAAGUUAAUUGUGACAAGUAACAAGAUUUGAUUCAAAAUUGUAUUGUUUUACAACUGGGUUGGGUGAGUUAUCAUUUAAAUCUGGCGAUCAGACACGUUUUGUACGAGGACCAGCUUGUGGAUUUUAAAUUGAUGGGCAUAUGCAAGUUGCGGAUGUCGCCUAUUUUCCAAACGUGUUCUAAGCGCUAAAGUUUUUGUAUGAGUUGAAUGCUGGUUGUGGAUAAGUGGAGGCAAAGGGAAGGCCCGUGAAGCCUCGGCUUUGGAGUGGGAGUCAUGGCCGGAAAUUUUGACGCAGAGGACCGUGCAAGUUGGUACUGGGGAAGAUUAGGUAGACAGGAGGCAGUUUCACUUUUACAAGGACAGAGACAUGGAGUGUUUUUGGUGAGAGACUCUAUCACAAGUCCAGGCGACUACGUGCUGUCCGUUUCAGAGAAUUCCAAAGUCUCGCAUUACAUAAUCAACAGCAUCAGCAACAACCGGCAGUCUGGCUCAGGUAAGAGAGACAUGCUUUGGGGCUGCAGAAUACAGGAGCCAACCAAGGUAUCCGUUCUUGUAUGACUUCAGUGCAACCGGAUUUACAAUAACGCAUGCAAUUCAAUGAUAAAAUAUUAAUCCAGCAAGCCACUCCACGUUUAUUUGGCUUUAUUUGGAACAUAAUUUUAGAUGAACUUCCUACAAGUGAAUUAACCAAACAGUGACAUUUGGAUUAACCAGACGUCAACUAUGUAGUCCACUGCCUUUUAUCGGCCAGAAAUGUGGUAAUUCACAUGCCAAUUAAUAAGGCCUAAUACCUUUGGCCAGUGAAAGGGUUUCUGUUGUUCUUUCCUUCUUUUCUACUCAUCCCUCUUUUCCCACCCUCCUCUCCCAGGCCUGGCGCCACCACGGUUCCGCAUAGGGGACCAGGAGUUUGACGCCCUCCAUUCCCUGCUGGAGUUCUACAAGAUCCACUACUUGGACACCACCACUCUGAUAGAGCCGGUCAACAAGGCCAAAAAAUCUUCCUUCGUCAACGCAGGUGCUGGAGGCCUGCCGCAGCGGCUGGAAGACGAGUUUGUCCGUGCCCUCUUCGAUUUCCCAGGCAACGACGAUGAGGACCUGCCUUUCAGAAAGGGUGACAUCCUGCAGGUUCUGGAGAAGCCUGAGGAGCAGUGGUGGAACGCCAAGAAUUUAGAGGGGCGUCCCGGGAUGAUCCCUGUGCCCUACGUGGAGAAGUACCGACCGGCCUCUCCCACCUCGGGGGGCCCUGGAGCAGGGGGUCCCAGUGGGGUGGGCUCGGUAGACAGCUCCAGUGUUCAGGGCCCUCCUCUGCUAGACCCGAGCCAGUACGCCCAGCCCACAUCUCUUCCCAACCUGCAGAACGGACCCGUCUUUGCCAGGGCCAUCCAGAAGAGGGUGCCCAACGCCUACGACAAGACCGCCCUUGCCUUAGAGGUACCUACCUAGCUUUGCUCUCUUGUUCUCUCAUCUCCUCUUUCCCUUUUAUUCAUCAUCCCUCUCUCAGAUUCUUUGAUACUCUUCAUUUUGUCAUGGAUUUUCCUUUGUCCACAGCCUUCAGUGCAAUGAGGCUAAUCAUUACUGGUCUUGUACAACAUAUAUUUUCUUUGGCAUUAUGUCAAAAUUAUGAGGUCAGAGAAUCAAAUCACCUUUUUAUUCAGCCUUUUCUUUUUAUUCUUUAUCAUUAAUAGUGAUUUAGAAUAUUGAAUUGAUGACAUUUCUGAAUGGUUGUCGUCUGUACCGUCAUAGUUGUAAUGCCAAUAUCAGUGUCUUAAGUGGUAAUCCUCACUACUGGGACUGGUUUGAACUGUUGUAAAGUCAUAAUCUGGAGAAGUCCCUAUGUUCUCUCCCAGUGAGGCAUUCCAAGUUAUGUCUUCCAUUUCCGCUCACUGCUGGAAGGAAUGAAGGAGUUGGUAUGUGACCUCUGUGACUCGUUGUCUGUGACUUCCUCCUCAGGUUCUUAACCAGUCGCAUGCCCCUCAGGGUCCCAGUCGCCAGGCUUGUUAAACAAGUUAGUCUGGGUCGUAUCCAUUAGUCACCAAACAGAAGAAAACGGACUGAAACGGGCAGGGACUUUCCUGAUCUUGUCCAAUAAGCAAUGCUUAUUUUUGUUUUUCAUUGCAAAACGUUUUGCUACGGGUGUGCUCUAUUGAAUAUGACCCAGUGCAUGCAGGGUGGUGGUCAGUCAGUCUGAACUCAAUGGCCAACUGCUCUAAAGCUCAUUAGAGAAUGCUGCCAGAGGCUCCCUCCCUGACUGUCUUAACAAACUGUCCAGAAGGGGAAAGAGGGCUUCCAAAGCGAAGGUCGUUGUGGGAAGGAAAUACUUUGUGUAGAGGAACAUUUCCUUUCAUUUCUAUGAGGACAUUACUCUGAGCCAGAGCAGCCUCUGGGCGACAAGCCAGCGGUCUCAGUCUCAGCUGCCCCCCUCUCUCCUCUUCUAACCUGCUUGGGGAGAGGGGAGAGGGGAGAAGGGAGGUGGAGGGAGUGAAGGAACAGUAACACUGAAACAGAUACAUGAUCUUCACUUUCUGACCUUCUUUCUGUCUUUAUGGAAUCAGCUACAGGCUGGAGGUAGUCUGUUUUGCCUCUCUUUUGAAAGACUGAAGUGUUACGCUACAUGCUUACAAGGACAAAAAGUAAUGUCAAAGACUUGUGUGAAAAUGUUGCAUUACUUUUAUUUACUUUUGGUUCCCAGACAGUUUAUAUGUUCUACCCACCCAAGAGUCAGUCAGCACUGCGCUCCACUGAUAACCAACAGGAUAUUUACCCUCCAUAAAGGUGUUUGCCAGUGGUAUGACUAAGGAGGAUAUAGGUUUAAUGAAUGACGUAAAUGUGCCCUUGAGCAAGGCACUUAACCCUCCUGUAAGUCGCUCUGGAUAAGAGCGUCUGCUAAAUGACUAAAAUGUAAAUGUAAAUGUAAUGAUUAGCUCCCUGCACACACUUCCUGGUCACAUCUUAGUAGAUGGUAGUACUUCACUCUCUUUAGAAGAAUGGUCCACCUGUAAUGAAGAGGCCUACAGGAUGAACCGUCAAAUGGACCUCUGCAGUACUGGUUUGUGUUAGUUGCACUGUGAUUUGUGUGUGCAAGGCCAAAUGAACUGCUGCGAUACAUAGACACAAAGUUUCACAAGUGGCUAUCUUGCUGCAACUAAAACGUACUGAAAUGGGGAGUGUCUCCCUGGACUUGUCCAGUAAGAAAGGCACAUUUUUGUGUUCCGUUGAAAAGCGUUUGGAAAUGUUUUCCGUAGCGUGCCCUAAUGAACAUGAGCCAGGUCUGUCUGUUUGACGAGUCCUUCUCCUCCUGCAGGUGGGCGACAUGGUGAAGGUGACAAAGAUCAACGUGAACGGCCAGUGGGAGGGCGAGUGCAAGGGCAAGCGCGGCCACUUCCCCUUCACCCACGUUAAGCUGCUGGACCAUAACAACCCUGAGGACGAUGCGAGCUGA